Messenger RNA from Lycium barbarum (goji berry), 2290 nucleotides. RefSeq lists its product as uncharacterized. NCBI's taxonomy places the organism in Eukaryota, Viridiplantae, Streptophyta, Magnoliopsida, Solanales, Solanaceae. The record is from RefSeq and is a predicted model, not a curated record. Bases 179 to 1894 code for a protein of 571 amino acids. The transcript has 10 exons.
UUGGGAGAAACUGAACACAAAGAGGGAAGUUAAAAAUAAGGCGGUGGCAUGACGUACGUGUCACAUUAUUCCAUAGCCACCGCUCUCUCUCCCACUUGAAUUCAACACAAACAUAUUGUUAUUGUUCGUACCCAAAAGUAAAGCAACCAUAAUUCCGUUGAAUAUAAUUAAUUAGGAAAUGGUUUUGGUGAUUGAAUCAAAUAUUGGCCGAUCGGCAAUACAAAUUGCCUCUAUGUUCCGCCACCACAUUUCUUAUUGUGUGGGAGUGAGAGUUUUCUCGACAAUUGGCGAAACUGCAACAAAAAAAAGUCAUAAGGUAUCCAAUAAGCCACCAAUAUGCACGGCUGACGAGCUUCACUACGUGUCCCUUAAUACUUGUGAUUGGAGACUUGCUUUGUGGCGUUACCUUCCUCCUCCACAGGCUCCAAGGAGAAAUCAUCCGCUACUUCUGUUGUCUGGCGUAGGGACUAAUGCUAUUGGAUAUGAUCUUUCCCCUGAGUCAUCAUUUGCUCGGUACAUGUGUAAUCAAGGAUUUGAUACUUGGAUUCUCGAACUCCGUGGAACUGGUUUGAGCGUGAAGGAAUCAGAUUCCAAAAAUAUUGAGAAGUCUGCACACACAGCAUCUAAUGAGAUGGAAGCUGCUUCUGAUAAUGCUAAUGACAGAGGUCUUUCUGCAGCAAAGCAGUCCACAAAUGUCCAGGGUGCCUCAGAAAAGCACGAUACAGCAGUGGUCAAUGAAGAUCCCGCUGUGGUUUCAACAGUAUGGGAUGAGUCAAGAGUGGUGACCAAACUUACAGAAACUUUUAUACACUUGUCAGAGAGAGUCACUGGCUUUGUCCGUGGAAGUAAGUCGAAGAUUAUCUUUGCUAAACUUGUUCAUCAAAUAUCAAAACUAUUGGAGGAUUCUUUUCUUUACAAACGAGCCAACACAAUAAGGAAGAAAUUGUUAAGUCUGCUGGAGAGGAGGGAGAACUCAGUUGCCGUCACUAGCCAAGUCGGGGAACUGAGCAAGAAGCUAGUAAAUAUCUUUGAAGAAGGUCAACAUUCUGUUUCAUCCCCACUAUUUGAUCUGCAAGAACGUCUAACAACUAAAAUGGGAGCUUUUCAGGAACAGCUUGACUUAAUCCUCAAGUAUGAUUGGGACUUUGAUAAUUACCUGGAAGAGGAUGUCCCUGCUGCGAUGGAAUAUAUAAAGGCCCAAACUAGACCAAAGGACGAUAAACUACUUGCAAUUGGACAUUCUAUGGGAGGAAUAUUACUGUAUGCCAGGCUAUCACGGUGUGCUUUGGAAGGAAGGGAGCCUGGAUUAGCUGCUAUUGUUACUGUGGCUUCAUCACUUGAUUACACAUCAUCUAAGUCCGCACUCAAACUGCUCGUACCCCUUGCUGAUCCUGCUCAGGUUCUCAAUGUUCCUGUCAUUCCUCUAGGGACAUUGGUGGCUGCUGCUUAUCCUCUUACAUCUCGCGCUCCUUAUAUUUUGGCUUGGCUUAAUGAAAUGAUAUCUGCCACAGACAUGAUGCAUCCAGACUCACUGAAAAGGCUUGUACGGAACAGCUUUUGUAAUAUUCCUGCUAAACUUCUUUUGCAGUUGGCAACAGCUUUUCAAGAGGGAGGGCUCCGUGAUAGAAGUGGCAAAAUUUUCUAUAAGGAUCACCUUCACAAAAGUAGUGUACCGGUCUUAGCUCUUGCUGGAGAUCGAGACCAAAUCUGCCCACCGGAAGCUGUAUAUGAAACACUGAAGCUUAUUCCUGAGAACUUGGUGAACUACAAUGUAUUUGGGGAUGCUGAUGGUCCACAUUAUGCUCAUUAUGACUUGGUCGGAGGGCACAUGGCCACAGAACAAUUAUAUCCUUGCAUAGUCCAAUUUUUAAGCCGAUAUGAUGGGACCAGCUAGGAGAUGGAUAUGCGUUAACAUCAUGCUUCAGAUGCCUGAGCUUCAAAUCAGUCCGCGUAUCAUUUAUGCAUCUCAUGCUCACUUAUCAUCACUACUCAUAUCAGAUGAUGCUAUAAACAAGGGAAAAUUGUGAUACCCGGAACCAGAGGAGCUCAUGCACAGGAAAGAAUUUGACAGAUGUGCUUUGUGUCAACAUUUUUCGUAAUAUCAUCCUUUUCGAUUACUUUUUCACCUGACUUUUUACAGGCUUUUGUUUCUAUCCUUUAUCUAGAUUCCACUUAAUCUCCAUCUAUUAUUUGGUUUUUUAUUUUCCCUUUAUAAUGUAUAUAUUUGGAGGAUGCUCGUGCUGAGCACGGGCUCAGAAAGCUAGUUCUCAUUGAACUAUAAUUCCUCAUA